Molecule: messenger RNA, 1139 nt
Organism: Camellia sinensis
Lineage: Eukaryota; Viridiplantae; Streptophyta; Magnoliopsida; Ericales; Theaceae
Source: RefSeq, a predicted model, not a curated record
AGUCUAGGAAUGUGCCAAUUUGGAAUGCACCUGUAAAGAGUCACUUACUUCACAGAGUUCAUAUUUUAAAGAAGGGAAAACUUCCACAUCCAUUGUUGCUUCUGAGCUUUUGAAGUUGAAGUCAUAGGGUGGUUCCUUUAUAGGAAACUCCGAAAGAAAAUCUUCACAGUUUGAUGUCAGAAGGUACAAUGGCAAUUGUGAAACCAGAGAUGAAGUCUUACAUCUGGGUCCAAACUGCUGAUGGUUCAAUCCAACAAGUGGAGGAAGAGGUUGCCAUGUUUUGCCCCAUGAUAUGUCGAGAAGUACUUCAAACAGGCAUGGGAUCUUCCAAAAACUAUGCUAUAUCUCUUCCUCAACGAGUCAAUCCUGCCGUCUUGGGCUUAAUACUUGAUUACUGUCGGUUUCAUCAACUACCUGGCCGCUCUAAUAAGGAGCGGAAAACUUUUGAUGAAAAGUUCGUUCGUUUAGAUACAAAAAAGCUAUGUGAGCUGACAUCUGCUGCUGACAGCCUCCAGUUGAGGCCUUUGGUUGACCUUACAAGCCGUGCACUUGCUCGAAUGAUUGAAGGGAAAACUCCUGAGGAAAUACGUGAAACAUUUAAUUUACCUGAUGAUCUUACGGAGGUGAUUGUUGCUGGAAUGAAAUCUUCUCCCUCUCACCCCAAAAUCCUUUUUUUUGGGUGUCCAUUUUUGUGUAGUUGUCGUCGUUGCUUUAUCUUCUCGAACGGUCUCGUCAAAAGGGUCUCUCUCCAAUUGAAAAAUCUUGGUGUUUCGUUGCCACCGGUUACACGAAGAAUAGCAAAAGCUUCAUUAACUGUUAAGAAUACCCCUUCUUCACCUGCUAGAUCAUCACCACUCAACUCACCAGAAUCAGUGAUGGCUCAGAUUCUAGAAAAUUUAGCAGACAUACUAUUGGCCGUUCAACGAAGCAUGGAUACCAUUGCCACUACGGUUGCUGCCCAAGGCACUACUCUUGCCGCUCAAGGUAAUACUCUUGCUGAACUUCGCCGGGACAAGUUGGAGAUUGAAGUCAUGGUCUCCACACAUGACCUCGGCGUAUACGGGUUAGCUUCAAUGUCAGAUUGUGCUGCUAUUAUUUGCUCCACUGACAUCGCUGGAAAGCUAAAAAUAGAGGAAUGA